This is a messenger RNA of Odocoileus virginianus texanus, 2213 nucleotides long. It is a transcript of the gene PRR30, whose product is annotated as proline rich 30. The record is from RefSeq and is a predicted model, not a curated record. Lineage: Eukaryota; Metazoa; Chordata; Mammalia; Artiodactyla; Cervidae.
UUUGUGACAUAGGCACUAGGUGCCAGGGAGAACUGCUCCAGGAAAUGGGGUUCCCAGCUCCCAAAGGGGGCGGCGAGGCCGCCCCUUAGACACAGUCUCCGUCUCCCAGAGGCUUUCACCAGCUGGCCCCACUGCUACUGCUGCUACUGAGGGUGAAAAGCCAUCUGGGUUGGGGCCGGGCUGAGUCAGAGGACAUCAGCGUCAGGGAAGACAGGGACUAGGGCCACCAGAGUGCCACAAAACCAGGAUGCUCGCGUAGUCUGUGACGUGGAUUUAAGAGAACGAACACCUGUAAUAGAAGACCUCCUCCUGGCUGAAGGACUGAGGGCAAGACUCAGACUAAAAUCUGAGUCAGAGUCCCCUCAUCACUGAAGUGCCUUGAGAAACGGCCCAGGGGAAUCUUUAUUGAUCCUAUGGGCUGUGUCUUCCCCCGUGGCCCACCCAGAUAACUGUUGCUGCCCCUCAGCUCCAGAGAGGCAGUUCAGAUCCUCCAUGCCCUCCACCCCUCAUCAAUGGCCGGCUGCAAACAAGUGAGAGACCACAUUUAGAGCCAAGCUCCUGCCCGAACACUCAGAGAACCUGGUGCUCCAGGGCUGGGUGGCUCCUUCGAGUGCCACCUAAAGCCAUACCAACACCAGGCUGGAGCCACAUUCUGUGCACAGAAGGUUUUGAUUUCUCAGCCACUUCAGGCUUCAGAGAUACUGGUCUUGCGUCUGCCAGGUCUCUCAUCUCUGGUCUUGGCACCCCAGUCCCUUCCGGAUUCAAGGCAAUGCUGCCUCCAAACAAGGCCCAGGUGCUGCUACGGAACACAGCGUCCCCUGGGCGGCCCCCUCAGGGCCCCUCACAAACUGCAGACUCCCUUUUCUAUAACCUACAACCUCAGCCUCGCCAACAAUCACUCCGCUCCACCCAGCCAUCUUGCUCUCCUCCCCCACGGUCCCACUCUGCGGGCUCCCACCUCUACUCUUCUGACUCAAAUUCGGACUUCAUCCUACAUCGCUGCUCUUCUUCUCUCUCAAAUUCCCCCACUUUCUUUCAUCAGAAUUGCCUCUCUCUCUCCCCUCCCUGUUCUUCCUCGCCUUCCCGCCGGCUAUUCCCCUCUGCUACCCUCACGCACUCCUCCUCGCCCUCUCAGCCACAGAACUCCUCUUUCCCCGGCUCGCCUUGCCAGUUGCCUUUCCACCUCGAAGAUCUACCUACCUCCACUCUCACAUCCCCGAGCCCCAACCCACCUUCUCGUGGGGUCCACUCUAACGGCCAGGCAUGGCACUUGCAUCAGUACAGGAAAACCAGGUCCCCUGGGGAGGAGGGGGUAUGCGUGGCAAGCGGGAAGGACCCUGCAGAGUUCAAGGACCCAGGAGCCCUGGCCCAGGCCCUGGUGCUCCGUCUGGGACACCGCCGUAUCGCCCACGACUUGCAGCUACUGCUUUUGCAGCGCCUGUGGCUAGGCCAAGCCGACAAGGCCCCGGUCGUGGAGUACCCUGUAUGCCUGGUGUGUCUCCAGCUCCGCACCCCCUCUUGCCCCAUCCCCAGGUACAGGACUGGACCCAUACUGCUUGCUUUCCCCCAGCUGCUGCCCUGUACCCAGGGCAAGGAAUCCGGACCGCUCCGCAUGGGCAUUGGCUUUGGCCUCCGCCUGCCUCAGGGCCAGGCCAAGGCCCUACAUCUGCUGCCAAAAAAAAAGCCGGAGGAAGCAGGGCCUCAGGCCACAGCUGCUCAGGCCAGUGGGUGUCAGGCCCAGGCAGCUCAAGCCCCAGCAGCUCUGGCCCAGGCAGAUCUAGGCCCAGGCACCCUCUCCCAGAACGGGAGCCUCAGGUCUGUAGGCCGCCAGUCACUAAACUCCACGCGCCAUUCAGAGUCUCCAACUCAGGCACCAAAACAGGCUAUGGUCCACUUGAAGCCCAGGCCUUCCUCUGCCCCAAAGAGACCUGCUUCUCCAGGGCCCAUUCCCCAAAAGUCACCACUCUAGUACCAGAGCCACGGAGGCCCCCUGGAGCACCUCCUCUGAACCCCACCAGCCCUGCCCGGCCCCAGACCUCAGGGAGCCCCCGAGACACUCUGAAGGGCUGGCUGGCUGGAGGUCAGGUGUGUUCUCCAGUCCUGAACCCGGGGAGCCCCUUGUGGAGUCUGCUUUCUCCUGGCUGAAGAGGACCAAGGGCAUCUGAGGCCCCACUCAGCCUUCUGUGUAUCCAAUUAAAAAAAAAAAAGCCUGA